Messenger RNA from Moneuplotes crassus, 4443 nucleotides. The record is from the annotation of a GenBank genome assembly. NCBI's taxonomy places the organism in Eukaryota, Ciliophora, Spirotrichea, Euplotida, Euplotidae.
UCAAUUGUUAGAACUUCAUAUUAAAAAUAUAUUAUUCCAAGUAAAAUGAAAGGUAGAAAUCGUCAACCUGCCAAAAUGAGAGAUACUGCUCUAUUGAAAUCCAUUGUCAAUAAGAAUAAAUCAUGGGCAAUGAAAAGACUAGCUAGAGAUGCUAAGGAAAUUGAAGAGAACAAGAUCCCUACUGUUGGAGUUACUGCUCGUCCAAUGGAUAAAGAUAUCUUCACAUGGAGAGGGAAUCUGAGAGGUCCUGAAGAUACUCUUUAUAAGGGUGGAGUGUUCCAUAUUGAGAUCAAGUUCCCUGAAUUGUAUCCUACUGAGCCACCGACGAUUCGUCUAAUGACUCCUUUGACCCAUCCAAAUGUAUUCGGUACAACUUUGUGCUUGGAUAUGCUAAAUGGCGCAGAUAAAGUUUUGUACCAAGGCUGGACUUCCGGAUACACUGUCCAGAGUGUUUUGAUCCAGUUGCAGUCAUUCUUGUUCGAGAAACCACCCAAAGAUAAUGAAGAGAAGAUCAAAGAGGAGGUCAAGCUUGCUAAUGAGUUCAAGGAUCUUUCUAUUAACCAUAAGGGACCUCUUUCUCCAUAUCCUCCAUUUAGUACUAAGGAAAAAGACGAGGAGAACUUUGUCAUGCCAAUGGAGGAGAAGCAGCUAUUGAUGGAAGAGGUUGUCUGCUUCCACACAAGGCUAAGCCUUGUUGAGGACAAGACUACUCUAGGAGCAGGUAUUACUAUCUCCAGGCUUCCAAGGACUGGAGAGAUACGGUCUGUAUCUACAACACUUGACUUGCUCAGUAUCCAAGCGUAUAUGAAAUGCGGAGUGAGACACUCACUGUCGAAUGAGAAGUUCACCCACUUCUUGCCACUGUACUUUGGUAUUGAUAAAGAAAAGACGAUGUUUUUGGCAGAGCACUCCAUUGGGCUCAUCUGUAAGGGAUCGACCAAGAAAUUCGAGCCUUCCCAGAUCAUUGAAGUUUUGCCAAAGAUGAUGUUAACACUUGUUGUUGAUAUGACGAAUGAAUCGCUACAUCAUUCUUAUAAGUCAAUAAGGAUGUUUGUCUACGUGCACAGACUGUUCCUCUUGUUCAUUGAGAAGUACCCAGAGCUUAGGACUGAGCUAGACUCUAGACUCCAGAAGUUCAUCGAGGAUACUGAGUCAAGACAUAAAGAUAUUACUCCUAGCAUCGGAGAUCUGCUUGUGUAUCUAACUGUUUCUGAGAAGUACGGCUGGGAAGAUCUUAAGGAAUCCUAUCUCAGUGAGCAGCUAGAUAGGCAGGUCUUCUGGAUCCUUCAAGAAAUCCCCGAACUUGAUGAGGAGAAGAUCAAGAAGGAGAAGGCAAAGAAGGCUGAGGCUAAAGCCAAGAGAAAGGCUGAACAAAAUAAGGAUAAACAGGCUAAGAAGGAGGAGACCAAGGAAGAUGCUGAGGAUACCACUGUUGAAGAAAAGAAGGAACCAACCAAUCAAGAACAAGAGCUCGAAGACGCUAAGAUCGAGGUAUCUUUUAAGUCAACCAUCGUUGGAUACAGAAUCACAAUGAUGAUGAAGCUCAUCAACACUGAAAUCUUUGAAAAAGGAGGAAAAGAUUUCCUGCAAUUGACUAACUUGCUGGACGAAAGAUUCUGCAGACUCCUCGAUGACCACGAGGCUGAAGUCAAGAGUAAGAUCAACAAAAUCUUUGACGUCAGAGACUUCAUCAAGUACUAUGAGAUCGUUGGUAGGAAGAUCCCUGAUAAGAAGACCCUUGGUGAAUCUUUGAAGACUGCUACUAAAAACUCAUCCGCUAAGAAAUAUCAUGGAGAUGAUGAAAACCUAAACGCUAUUCCUGAAAUGAAGGAUCAAGCAGACCACUUUCUUCAUGAAAGGCCAACUCUUCUAAAGUACUGGGACGAGAAGAAGCAGAAGUUGGACAGAGAAGGUGACGAGGACUUCUGGAAGAAGCUUUGUCUGGAAAGAUACAAUUGGAUCUCCAUGAAGAUCACCCACUCUUACGAGAAGUUCACUCCCAAGGACUUUGCAGUGCAAAGAGACCAGGAGAGGAUCAAUAUGAAGAAGGAAGGAGACACUUUAAUCAAGUACAAUAAUGAGAACUUCCGUAACCAUGAGUAUGAAAAGAUCGAGAGCAUUAACGCCUAUGAAGAGUACUCAGAUGAUAUGACAUGGCUCGAACUCUUCGCCAAGCUUGACUUUGAGGACUUUAUGGAUAUUUUCCCAAUGAUGGAUAAUUUCAAGAUCCUGUAUGACUACCUUCAUGCUGUGAAUGGAAGGAUCAAGACAUUGUUCCUGAGAAUCCAAUACAAGAGGCAACUCAAGAGUGGAUACUACUUCUACAUGGUUAUUUUGUCCAACCUUACUAGUCUGGAGACUUUGAUCAUCUCAGAUAUUGAAAACAGACUUGGAAGUGCCUACAAGCAUAUGGUAAAAGGAUUCAACAACUUCUAUGAAAACGGAGGAAAAUUAAGAAAGUUGUUCUUACACAAAGUUUAUACAUCUUACUUAACUAAUGGGCUGGCACCAAUUUUGAAAAACCUCCCAGAGCUAGAGUCAAUCCAGACUAAGGAUAGUGUAAUGAAUCCAAAGGAUGGAGCUCCAUUGGGAAAAAUUUUGUCAGAUAAUAAAAAUAUCAAGGAUCUUAAUCUCUCUGGCACAAGUUACAAUGAUGCAUUCCUGAAGGAGAUUGCUGAUGGUCUGAUGAGAGCAAAGAUGCUGGAAGUACUCAAGCUUAGAGGAUCAAGCUAUUGCGAUGCUGGAGUUACUGCCAUGAUUUAUAAUCUAGCCUUUAGCCCUAGGAUCAGGUUCAUUGAUCUCACAGACUUGAAUAUGUCGAACUCAACCAAUCUCUGUGAGGCUCUGUAUAAGCUGAUAAAGAUCUCAGGGUCGAUUGAGCACUUGAUUCUGAACAACUCGAACAUUCUGGCUGGUAUUAAGAAGGAGUUCUGGGUAUCUUUGGGAGAGAGUAAGACACUCAAGUCUCUGCAUAUGAAUACUACAAUCAACUACUCUCAUGACUUUGCGAUCAAACUUGGUAAAGCUGUAGCUAUGAAUGCUAGAAAAAAGGGAGUAUUCGAGACCCUCUCCUGCAAAGGAGGGUUCAGCUACAACACUCUUGAGAGCUUCAUCACUAACUUGUACAUCAGCGAGCAGAAUCAUGAGUAUUGGUAUGGAGACAUUGAGGUUGCCAAUAAGAUGACUGGAGAAGACUUAGAGAAGGAGCUUCACUGCAAUCUCAAGCACUUCCAGAUUGAGAAUACUCCAAUCAGCUUCUAUGACAGCAUUGCUAAUAUUAAGAAAAGGUUGAAUCCUGUCUAUCCGAGCUUAGUUAAGUUAUUCUCAACUGGAUUGACUCAUUACAACUUGAAGAAUUGUGGAUUGAGUACAAAGAGGAACUUGGAGCUCAUCACUUGCUGUGUGGACAACCCAAUUGGAAAGACCAAAUGCACUCACCUGAAUCUGAGUCUGAACAAUAUCGAUAAGGAAGGAGCCAAGAUCUUCUGUGAUGCAUUGAAGAAGCAGUUCACUAUUAAGAAGCUUGACCUUUCUGGAAAUAAACUUGGAGUAAGCGGGUGUCAAGCUGUCGCCAGUGCUUUGCAGAACAACACCACUAUUACCCAUUUGAACUUGUACUCGAACCAGAUUGAUGUUGAUGGAGCUAGAUGUUUGAAACAGACUCUCUUGGCAAACGAUACUUUGGAAUACCUAGAUGUAGGAUCGAACCGUCUCAGAGAUAAAGGAAUCUUAGCCAUUGCUGAAGGUAUCCAGGGUAACUCCAAGUGUGCUAUCCAAGGAAUUUCCACAAGAUUUAAUUUUAUCAGUGACGAUGGUGCUGAGAAAUUCUUCAAGAUAGUUUUGGAAGAGUCAAAGGUCAACAAGGUCUUCAUCAAGAACAACUAUUUGAGUGAUCCAUACUUGACAGCCCUUUCGAAGAAGAUUAAGUCAAGUGACCAGAGUGUCUACAUUGAUAGUUUGGAUAAGAUGCAGUUCAUGGACCAAGAAAGACUUGAUAGGUCAAUCUGGAUCUCGCCAAUUAAUGCAACCUUCACAGUUGAAAACAUCACUACUUUCUUCCAAGACAACCACGAUUGCGGAUUAGUCAGAGAUGUGAGGAUCUAUAAUGGAGGUAAUCUUGAAGGAAAGCCAGACGAUAACUAUUAUGCCUUCGUUGAGUUUGACCAUGUGAAUUCAGUUGCUAGAAGUCUGAGGAUAGCUUCACAGAAGAAAUCCAUGAUUGGAUCCACGAGGUUCAGAAUCUAUAAGGCUGGCACAAAUCAGAGCUCAAAUACCAUCCCACAGGCAGCCAAGGUCCCAGUGCAGAGGAAUACGGGAAGAGGUGGCAGAGGUGGCCGUGGAAGGUGCACCAGAGGCAGAGGGGCAUCCAGAGGCAGAGGGGCAUCCAGAGGAGGCAGAAGAGGUUAUUAUUAGAUUUAACUAAAGGUGGUUCCUAAAACUUGC